UGCAGGUACGGCGACGAACAGGGGAAAUUUGUGAAAUAUACUAAAAUGGCUGCCCCCAUGAAUUCGCUUAUUGAUUCUUUGCCAAAUGCAGAGGAUAAAAUCGAAGUUCUGUCAGAUUUGAAAGCUUUAUUAGGGAAUUUACCUAUACAAUCAAUAUCGUCUGUUGUUGCAAAUGUAUCUUUCAACAGUGUUUUUGACUGUCUUUCUACAGAUAACAGAGAGCAGUUAGAAUUGUGUUGUGAUGUACUGAACAAGUUGUUAAAGGCUCUCCCUCCUGAUAUUGUACUGACCCAAUUUCAAGAUGAACUUAAGUCGGGGUUGACCAAUGAGGAGCCUGCUGUAAGAAAACUCUGUAUAUCAGAGAUUGAAAGAUUGAGCCUAGAAAUGGUGACUGUACUUUUGCAAUAUGAAGAAUUGGUGAUCCAAGUUGUCAAAUGCAUGAGAGAUGAUGUCUUAGAGGUGGCGAAAAUUGCUGGAAAUACCUUGGUUAAUAUAGGUGGCAGCACUGGUGGUAUAACUACAUUAUAUGGUGGGAUGUUAAUGUCAGCUUUACAGGAUGUACUCUCAUCCAAUGAUACUGUACGAUUCAGAGUAUAUGAGGUAAUUGUCACAAUAAGUUGCCAGUCUGUUGCCGGGUUACACAGUUGUUCUGAGAGCGGGUUACUGCAGCAGUUUUUUAAUGAACUUCAUCGUGACGAUAUACUCGUGCAGCUCAAUUGUCUCGAGCUUUUGUCUGAUCUAGCCCUCGUGGAAUAUGGCCUAGCUUACCUAGAUCAGCAAGGGGUAUUGGCCACCCUGGAAAACAUGAUGAGAUCAUCCGAGGCUGAUCCAUUAGCAGGAUUUCUUAUACCUGGUUUGAUAAAGUUUUUUGGAUGCGUUGCAAGAAUUCAUCCAAAGGAGGUGAUGACAAGCAAUGAGACAUUUGUAUCAACAGUGUUUACCAACCUUUCUUCUCCACAGAGUGACUCUAUGCAUAGUUUGGCUAUACAAACUGUAGGCUUCAUUGGGAGCUCUGUUGAGGGAAAGUUGGCCCUAGAGAAACUAGGUAAUAAGAUGGAUACAGGUGUAAAGUGUAUAGGUAAAGCAUUGAGAGAGACCCAACAUGACACAAAGAUUGUUGUUCUACAAGCACUUUCAACACUCCUCAAAUUAAAGGUUCCUGAUCAAACAUCGGAGUUACUGAAGCUAACAGAAUGUUGGUACAGCCAGCUAGGAACUCGAACCUUUGACUACCUUAUGUCACUGGCAGACCAACCUUUCCCAGAUCUACGCACCGCCCUACUCAGUUUGUUCAACUCGUUGGCAUUACAACCUUGGGGUCAAAAUAUAAUGAACAAUCAUCCUGGUUUUCGGGAAUACCUUCUUAAUCGGUCAACUGAGAAGACGAAGGAAGGAAAAGAGGGGAAAUUUGCUGUUAUUUCAACUUUAGCCAAUUCACCAACUUCGGCGGAGAUUUUUGGAUCCCCGUACCUGAUUCAUCUAAAAGCUUAUUGUAGCCAGGGCGCUUUUUAUGUUCAGGCACAGGCAGAAGUUGCCUUGGAAGGGGAUUCGUGAUAGAAAAAACAAAAAUAAAUACAAGCAAAACUGUU
Messenger RNA from Ruditapes philippinarum (Manila clam), 1589 nucleotides. Its product is annotated as 26S proteasome non-ATPase regulatory subunit 5-like. The transcript is spliced from 8 exons. The record is from RefSeq and is a predicted model, not a curated record. Gene Ontology annotation, cellular component: cytosol. Lineage: Eukaryota; Metazoa; Mollusca; Bivalvia; Venerida; Veneridae. Bases 46 to 1554 code for a protein of 502 amino acids. Gene Ontology annotation, biological process: proteasome assembly.